Molecule: messenger RNA, 2882 nt
Organism: Orycteropus afer afer
Lineage: Eukaryota; Metazoa; Chordata; Mammalia; Tubulidentata; Orycteropodidae
Gene: VAV1
Product: vav guanine nucleotide exchange factor 1
Biological process (GO): cell migration; regulation of GTPase activity; intracellular signal transduction
Cellular component (GO): cytoplasm
Molecular function (GO): protein binding; guanyl-nucleotide exchange factor activity
Source: RefSeq, a predicted model, not a curated record
AGGCAGAGAAGAGGAAGUGGUAGGACUCACUGUCUGCUCCCCGGGGCGGGCGGGCGGGCGGGUGGCGGAGGCCGCGAGGGUGUGCAGGCCUUCAGCCACCAUGGAGCUGUGGCGCCAGUGUGGCCACUGGCUGAUCCAGUGCCGGGUGCUGCCGCCUAGCCACCGCGUGACCUGGGAAGGGGCCCAGGUAUGUGAGCUGGCCCAGGCCCUCCGGGAUGGGGUCCUGCUUUGCCAGCUGCUCAACAACUUGAUGCCCCACGCCAUCAACCUGCGCGAGGUCAACCUGCGUCCCCAGAUGUCCCAGUUCCUGUGCCUUAAGAACAUCCGCACCUUCUUGUCCACGUGCUGUGAGAAGUUUGGCCUCAAGCGCAGUGAGCUCUUCGAGGCCUUUGACCUCUUCGAUGUGCAGGAUUUCGGCAAGGUCAUCUACACCCUGUCUGCUCUGUCAUGGACCCCAAUUGCCCAGAACAAGGGCAUCAUGCCCUUCCCCACCGAGGAGGACAAUGUGGGCGACGAAGACAUCUACAGUGGCCUGUCGGACCAGAUCGACGACACGGUGGAGGAGGAUGAGGACCUGUACGACUGUGUGGAGAACGAGGAGGCCGAGGGCGACGAGAUCUACGAGGACCUCAUGCGCACAGAGCCCGCGGCCAUGCCGCCCAAGAUGACGGACUACGACAAGCGCUGCUGCUGCCUGCGCGAGAUCCAGCAGACCGAGGAGAAGUACACUGACACGCUGGGCUCCAUCCAGCAGCACUUCAUGAAGCCCCUACAGAGGUUCCUCAAACCUCAAGACAUCGAGAUCAUCUUCACCAACAUCGAGGACCUGCUUCGUGUGCACACCCACUUUCUGAAGGAGAUGAAGGAAGCCCUGGCCACUCCCAGUGCUCUCAACCUCUACCAGGUCUUUAUCAAGUACAAGGAGAGGUUCCUUAUCUAUGGCCGCUAUUGUAGCCAGGUGGAGUCUGCCAGCAAGCACUUGGACCGUGUGGCAUCAGCUCGUGAGGACGUGCAGAUGAAGCUGGAGGAGUGUUCUCAGCGAGCAAACAAUGGGAGGUUCACCUUGCGGGAUCUGCUCAUGGUACCCAUGCAGCGGGUGCUCAAGUACCACCUCCUUCUCCAGGAGCUGGUGAAACACACGCAGGACACGGUGGAGAAGGAGAACCUGAGGCUGGCCCUGGACGCCAUGCGGGACCUGGCGCAGUGCGUGAACGAGGUGAAGAGAGACAACGAGACGCUGCGGCAGAUCACCAACUUCCAGCUGUCCAUUGAGAACCUGGACCAGUCUCUAGCUCACUACGGCCGACCCAAGAUUGACGGAGAGCUCAAGAUUACCUCUGCAGAGCGGCGCUCCAAGAUGGACAGGUACGCCUUCCUGCUCGACAAAGCCCUCCUCAUCUGUAAGCGCCGCGGGGACUCCUACGACCUCAAGGAAUUCGUGAACUUGCACAGCUUCCAGGUUCGCGACGACUCCUCCGGAGACCGAGACAACAAGAAGUGGACCCACAUGUUUCUCCUGAUUGAAGACCAAGGCACUCAGGGCUAUGAGCUGUUCUUCAAGACGCGGGAGCUGAAGAAGAAGUGGAUGGAGCAGUUCGACAUGGCCAUCUCCAACAUCUAUCCCGAGAAUGCCACUGCCAAUGGGCAUGACUUCCAGAUGUUCUCCUUCGAGGACACCACCUCCUGUUCAGCCUGCCAGAUGUUGCUGAGAGGCACCUUCUAUCAGGGCUACCGCUGUCAUCGGUGCCGGGCACCUGCACAUAAGGAGUGUUUGGGGAGGGUCCCUCCAUGUGGUCGACAUGGGCAAGAUUUUGCAGGAACUAUGAAGAAGGAUAAGACACACAGAAGGGCUCAGGACAAAAAGAGGAAUGAUCUGGGCCUGCCCAAGAUGGAGGUGUGUCAGGAGUACUAUGGGCUUCCUCCACCCCCUGGAGCCUUUGGACCUUUUCUACGGCUCAACUCUGGAGACAUCGUGGAGCUCACCAAGGCUGAGGCUGAACAGAACUGGUGGGAGGGCAGGAAUACAGCCACCAAUGAAGUUGGCUGGUUUCCCUGUAACAGGGUCAAGCCCUACGUCCAUGGCCCUCCUCAAGACCUGUCCGUUCAUCUCUGGUAUGCUGGCCCCAUGGAGCGUGCCGGGGCUGAGAACAUUCUCACCAACCGCUCUGAUGGAACCUUCUUGGUGCGGCAGAGGGUGAAGGACGCGGCAGAAUUUGCCAUCAGCAUUAAGUAUAAUGUCGAAGUCAAGCACAUUAAAAUCAUGACAUCAGAAGGGCUGUAUCGGAUCACAGAGAAGAAGGCUUUCCGGGGGCUUGUGGAGCUGGUGGAGUUCUACCAGCAGAACUCCCUGAAGGACUGCUUCAAGUCGCUUGAUACCACCUUACAGUUCCCCUUCAAGGAGCCCGAGAGGAGAGCCAUCAGCAAACCACCAGCUGGAAGCACCAAGUAUUUUGGCACAGCCAAGGCCCGCUAUGACUUCUGUGCCCGGGACCGAUCGGAGCUGUCCCUCAAGGAGGGCGACAUCAUCAAGAUCCUUAACAAGAAGGGACAGCAAGGCUGGUGGCGAGGGGAGAUCUAUGGCCGGGUUGGCUGGUUCCCCUCUAACUAUGUGGAGGAAGAUUAUUCCGAGUACUGCUGAGCCAUGGCAUGCUGGCAGAGCUAAGAGACUUCAGGCUCUGAGCCCGGGAUGGGCAGGCAGUGGAACCAGGGGCUGUGACAGGUCCCAGCAGGCCAAGAGCCUGGCAUGGACUGUGGAGGGCCAGGGUCCAGCUGGCCGGGCUCGUGGAGCCUCAAUUAAUUUAUAACACACUGGUGUCCUCUUGGGUCCCCUCAACAAGAUGGGGCUCGAGGCAACCGCUCUUAAUAAAGUGAUGAAUGGAUGG